This is a messenger RNA of Monopterus albus (swamp eel), 1949 nucleotides long. It is a transcript of the gene sstr3a, whose product is annotated as somatostatin receptor 3. NCBI's taxonomy places the organism in Eukaryota, Metazoa, Chordata, Actinopteri, Synbranchiformes, Synbranchidae. The transcript is spliced from 2 exons. Gene Ontology annotation, cellular component: plasma membrane; neuron projection. The record is from RefSeq and is a predicted model, not a curated record. The coding region runs from base 322 to 1764 and encodes 480 amino acids. Gene Ontology annotation, molecular function: neuropeptide binding; somatostatin receptor activity. Gene Ontology annotation, biological process: neuropeptide signaling pathway.
CAAGCAUGAGACUGAGCGACCUGCGCUACUGUUAUAACGACGCGCUGGUGACUUUCAGUGUAUCAGUCGGUCCGGGAACAGACCGACAAAUACGCACGGAGGAGCGGAGCGCGCUGGUUCAAGACUGAGGAUGAAAGUAAAACACAUCAUGACAUGAGAAGACGAAAUGCUGCUGCUCUUCUCGCGUUGUUUCAUCAAUAAAUCUUAAGUCACAGGACGAGAUCACACCUGAGAAGAUCCUUUGAAAAGUCUCAGCAUAUGGAGCAGAUGGGUGAAAGCUGAGACGGCAGAAGGAAAAACAUAGCAGGAAAGAGCACAGCCAUGGGUGACGUCUCACUUCCUGGGCUGGAGAUGAUGGAUGAACUGUGGGAGAACAGCAGCUCCACCAGUCCCUCGCCUGGUCUCCCACUGUUUCUGCUCAUGUUCAACGACAGUGAUCUGAAUGAGACCCUGUUCAACACCACCAGGGCUCCAGUUUCUCCAGAUACCAGUGUGGAAGGGAUCCUCAUCACACUCAUCUACAUCAUUGUUUGCAUCAUUGGCCUAGGUGGAAACACUUUAGUCAUCCACAUUGUGCUGCACUACUCAAAGACAGAGUCAGUGACCAAUAUCUAUAUCCUCAACUUAGCCAUUGCUGAUGAGCUGUUCAUGCUCGGCCUGCCCUUCCUGGCAGUGCAGAAUACCCUCCGGUCAUGGCCCUUUGGCUCCUUCAUGUGCCGACUGGUCCUGACUGUCGACUUCAUCAACCAAUUCACCAGCAUCUUCUGCCUUACUGUGAUGAGCAUUGACCGCUACCUCGCUGUGGUCCACCCCAUUCGGUCUUCAAAGUGGCGUCGCCCUCAAGUGGCCAAAGUGGUGAAUGGCACAGUGUGGGCACUAUCGUUUCUUGUUGUUAUGCCUGUGGUGAUCUUUGCCAACAUCCAGAAGGCAGAAGGCCUCUGUAACAUUGCCUGGCCUCAGCCGACUAACAUCUGGCAGGCAGCCUUCAUCAUCUACACCUCUACCGUAGGAUUCUUCUGCCCCCUUCUUAUAAUCUGCCUCUGCUACUUGCUCAUUGUCUUUAAGAUUCGCAGCUCGGGUAAGAAAGUUCACGCCACCUCAACCAAGCGAAGGAAGUCAGAGCGUAAAGUAACACGCAUGGUAGUGAUUGUUGUUGCUGUAUUUGUCUUCUGCUGGUUGCCUUUUUAUGCCCUCAACAUCAUCAACCUGCUGGUGGACCUGCCUUCAGAGUACCGAGGGCUUUACUACUUUGUUGUAGUGCUUGGCUACGCUAACAGCUGCGCCAACCCCAUUGUCUACGGCUUCUUGUCAGACAACUUCAAGAGGGGUUUCCGGAAAGCACUCUGCCGCUCCACGAGAAAGGUAGAGAACCAAGGGCCCAUGGAGCACCAGCAGCAGCAGGAGGAAGGGAGGAGGGCACUCAUGCCCAGGGAGAGCCUGCGACGGGUGAUCAGGGUUGAAGAGGAGGACGAUGAAGAAGACGUCUCAGAAAUGACUGAAAUCUACAGAAUCGCCCAAAAUGGUAACAGCAGCUUCCAGCCACAGAGCUCACAGCUCUCAGAGAAAGGAACGAUUCCAGGCGCAAGAGAACUGUCAUCCCCAGAAAAGAAGGACAAAGCUGGGGACAUGAAAGGGAAAGAUCCGGUCAACGGGCCCACACUCACUGCACCAUUAAUUCUCAAUGGAGCCAAAAAUGGCAGCAUUAAAACUCUGCCAGAAGAAAACCUGGAUCAGAGCACCUCAUUAGAGAUUAGUUAUUUAUAAAGUAAAAUAUGGAUUCUAAGCUUAUUUUAGCUCAAGUGAACUCAGUAUUACAACACAAGGCAGCCUGCUUCAAACCAAUAACAUACAGUUGCUUGAAAUGAAAAAGCCCAUUAAAGCUACAGUAUGUAACUUAAGGUAGCACUAGGAUGAAACUCCAAAUCAAUCCACUCUGCUCUGCCCAGAGC